Molecule: messenger RNA, 1052 nt
Organism: Aspergillus welwitschiae
Lineage: Eukaryota; Fungi; Ascomycota; Eurotiomycetes; Eurotiales; Aspergillaceae
Exons: 1
Coding region: 173-613 (146 amino acids)
Source: RefSeq, a predicted model, not a curated record
GGAGGGUGACGGCGGGAGGGGGGAGGGAAGUCAAGUCAGACACAGAAGAAAGUGUGUGGUGUGUGUGUGUGUGUGGGCGGCUGUGUGUGAGAGGGUGAGGAAGUACUACUUAGUUAAGGUGGUAGUAGUGUGCGCGUGUGUGUAAGAAGCAGCCAGCCAGCCAGGGAAGGGGAUGGGCGAGAGGGAGGGGGGAAAAGAGAGAAAAGGAAAAAGAAACGAUGAGACAAGGUCCAAAGCCAGAAACCAGCUGAGGGAGAGAGACCACCGUCGUGCUUGUUCCAGCCCGUGUGUGUGUCAAGUCAGAUCCAAUCCCAUGCCAUCCCAUCCGUCCAGUGCAGAGCAGUUCGAGUCCGUCUGUCUGCCAGCCCGUUCGGGACACCAUGCAGCACGCAGCGUGAUUGGCCUUCCCCCCGGGGGCAUCCGCAGACACCCUCCACUGAGCGUGGAUGUGGUUGGCGUAGCUGUCGCAGCAAGAGGAAUGAGAUGCAUGGUCGGGCUGGAUGGUCACUGCUCUGACUCGGCACAUCCGCCCGGCGCCGUGAGCGAGGAUGGAGGUCCCUGCUGGAGUGGGAACCCGUGUGUGAUGAUGAUGGUGAGGGGGGAGGGGGUCUGAGGGGAGCUCAGAGAUACGGUAUGUGCAGCCUAGACAAGGGAGGGGGGGAAAGGAAGGCACAUCAGGGUUGAAGUCAAUCACAAGUCAUUCCCAACCGGGACAAGAAUGUGAGGCACCCUCAAGUAUGGAUUAUGGAUCGAAGCAAGAAGGAAACGUGGGCUGGAUGUCCACCGGGACAAGCCAUUGACGGUGGAUCACGAGAGAACAAACAAACAAUCCGGGGAACCGACAUGGGGACAAGAGAAGUUGCAUUAUAGGAAAAGUAUCACCCACCCAUGUUGAUGAUAUUGGAUUCGAUGGUGUAAGAAGAUCAAAAUGAAGAAAAGAGGAGGAAGUGGAAGGAAAAUGAUACGUUAGUUAUCAAGCAGUAGUACGGAGUAGUGGUAGUAGUGAUGAUGAUGAUGAUGAUGAUGAUGAUGAUGAUGAUGAUGAUGAUGAU